Molecule: messenger RNA, 2435 nt
Organism: Pecten maximus
Lineage: Eukaryota; Metazoa; Mollusca; Bivalvia; Pectinida; Pectinidae
Product: RCC1-like G exchanging factor-like protein
Exons: 14
Coding region: 56-1474 (472 amino acids)
Source: RefSeq, a predicted model, not a curated record
GAACACGAUUUUUAAAGGUAGCUUUCAAGGAUUGUUUGGGUCCGUUUUCUUCCAAAUGAAUUUGUCAUCUUAUGUAAAAGGGGCUGUAGUUGGGAGUACCACCAUGUUGUGUAGGAGAUGCUCAGUCCUAACCUCAUCCACACUGGAAGAUUUCUCACAUAUGCAGAAACGAUACAUGAAGAGCUGGAAGAAAAGAGUGCAGGUGAUUGAGGAAAGGAAAGAACAAGUAUUUCAAUAUGUGAGAGACAAUGCUAAGCCUACAGAGAGACUGUAUGUAUGGGGCUGUGCGACUACAGGGUCUCUUGGUAUAUCAUCGUACCUUAAGCCAGUAAAAGGACAGAGUUUCAUGCAGUGUAUGAGGAGACCAGCACGGCUUAAAUUCUUUGACAAUUAUGAUAUCAAGGUUACAGAAGCAGCCUGUGGAUAUGGAUUUACUAUAUUUCUGGCAAAAAAAGGAAAAGAACAUUGUGUGUUUGGAACUGGGAUCAACACAAACUCGCAGAUAGGAUUUCAUAGAAUACAUAAUGACAAAGGAAAAGGACUUGAUUACAUCAUAGAACCAAUAAAGAUUGAUGUUCCGUUUGAUAACCCAGACACCACUAGAGUGACGCAGGCUGCCUGUGGACGUGCCCAUACGAUCUUACUAACAAACAAUGAAGGAGCUUUCAGUUUGGGAAACAAUGCAUAUGGCCAGUGUGGGAGAACCAUUGUAGAGGGAGAACUUUACAGGUACAGCUCACAGAUACAACAGAUUAGGGAUUUACCUGACAAUGUCACAAAGGUUGUCUGUGGACAAGACCACACCUUGUUUCUGACAAAGGCAGGAGAGGUAUACAGCUGUGGUUUGGGAGCUGAUGGACAGACAGGUUUAGGUCAUUAUAACUGUGAACAUCGGCCAACCCUAGUACAAGGUGACCUUCAGGGUGUCAAGGUCAAGGACAUCGGUGGUGCCGCUGACUGUGUACUAGCUGUGUCAGAACAAGGAGAACUGUUUGGUUGGGGAAAUUCAGAAUACAAUCAGCUUAGUAUGAUCACAGACACUACCCAGGUGAAUGUACCGCGUCAUUUACCUGUGGACAGGUGUGGCAAGGUCAGCAAGGCGGUAGCGGGAGGCUCAAUGUGUGCUGUGUUAACAGAGGAAGGCUACGUCUAUGUGUGGGGAUAUGGAAUUCUCGGGAAAGGUCCAAAUUUGGAAUCAACAUCUAGUCCUGAGAAAAUUCCUCCCUCUUUGUUUGGACAGUAUGAUUUGGACGCUCAGAGUAAACUGGUGGAUAUUGCCUGUGGCAUCGGUCACUUCAUGGCCUUAUCAGAUUCUGGUAAUCUUUAUGCCUGGGGAAAGAACAGAAGCGGCUGUUUGGGAUUGUACGUACAGCGGGACCAGUUCUUCCCUCUUAAGGUGUCAAUGCCAGCAGAAACUUACUCGAUAGUUUGUGGAGUAGAUCACAACGUGGCCUUCUGUAGAUCAUUCGCGUGAUUAGUGAUUAGAUUUGUCGUAGAAUCAAUGAUUCCGGAAAUAUAACACAGGACCUGGGGGAAAAGAGGACGGAUUGAUGGAGAUACCGGUGAUGUCACAUAUUGAUGGAGAUACAGGUGAUGUCACGGAUUGAUGGAGAUACAGGUGAUGUCACAUGAUUGAUGGAGAUAUAGGUGAUGUCACGGAUUGAUGGAGAUAUAGGUGAUGUCACGGAUUGAUGGAGAUAAAGGUGAUGUCACGGAUUGAUGGAGAUACAGGUGAUGUCACAUAUUGAUGGAGAUACAGGUGAUGUCACAGGAUUGAUGGAGAUACAGGUGAUGUCACGGAUUGAUGGAGAUACAGGUGAUGUCACGGAUUGAUGGAGAUAUAGGUGAUGUCACAUGAUUGAUGGAGAUACAGGUGAUGUCACAUAUUGACCUAUGUAUUUUUCAAGCUCCAUACAUUGAUAUACAUCCAUAUCUGAAAGGCAAUAUAUGGAUAAUGUAUGAAUAUCAACUGUCACAUCGGUCCAAUUUGUACUUAAACCAUUACACAAUCAAAUGUAAGUUUCAACAGUAUGUAUAUUUGUUUGAAAUGUGAAGGGAAAAAACAUGUCUUAAUUGAGAUAUCGUGUGCUAAUUCUGACAUCACUCACUAAUUGAAACAUUACUCACUAAUUUGUGACAUCUCUGGCUAUUGUGCCAUCUCUGGCUAAUGUGACAUCUCUGGCUAUUGUGACAUCUCUCACUAAUUGUGAUAUUCACUUCAGGAUCAGAAGAUGUACCUGUUAUCCUAGGAGUAACAACAGGACAGUGAUGGAAUAUUGAGAGAAUGUGCGAGAAUUAGGUAUAAAAAAUGUGUGAUAGAAUGCGAGGUGUGAGAGAAUGCGUGUGGAUGUUGAAUGUGUAUGUGAAAGUUUGUUGUUGAGGUUUAUAUUUAUUUGUAAGAUAUAUUUGAUCAUUAAAACAGUUUUAUAGCGUGA